This is a messenger RNA of Microplitis demolitor, 810 nucleotides long. RefSeq lists its product as uncharacterized. The record is from RefSeq and is a predicted model, not a curated record. The transcript has a single exon. Lineage: Eukaryota; Metazoa; Arthropoda; Insecta; Hymenoptera; Braconidae. Bases 1 to 810 code for a protein of 269 amino acids.
AUGGCAGAUCCAAAGGUAAACGAUGAGUUUGUUGACGCUAAACCAAUGAUUAUCGACUCUCUCAAGGCACCUCACUUCAACCCGAAGCGAGUGAGUUUAUGGUUUGCGCAGCUCGAGGCUCAGUUAGCGAGCAACGGCGUAGCAGCUGAGAGAGAGAAAUUCAACCACGCUGUUUCUCUCAUUGACAUUGAGUAUGCUUGUGAAGUUGAGUCCCUGAUUAUCAAUCCACUAACAAUGACGCCAUACGGCGAGUUGAAAGCCACGCUCAUUGCGUGUUAUUCAAAGUCUGACGAAGCCAAACUACGUCAGCUUCUAGAUGGCGAAGCGAUCGGUGAGCGAUCACCAUCACAGAUUCUCCGCCAUCUUAAAUCGCUCGCGCCGGCCAUUGACGACGCAGUCUUGAAGGCAAGAUGGCUGGCAAACCUACCUGAAAAGACACAAGAGCUUCUAGCCAUUUCUCCGACCAUGGCUACCAUCGAUGAGUUAGCCAAGACAGCUGACAAGCUACACGAGAUGAUUCCAGUGACUUACACCGCUGCCGUAGCUUCAUCAUCAUCUUCGCAGAAGACGAUGACGCUGAAAAAACAAGUGAGCGAACCAUCUCGUCAGGUAGCAGCACUGACGACAGCUUUUAAUCAGAAUCGCGAUAGAUCUCCAGCUCGAAAACAAAACCGAUUCUCCCGAAGAAAAUCGAAGACACGUAAGCUUGACAAAACAGACAUCUGCUAUUAUUACACUGAGUUUGGUAAAACUGCGUACAAAUGUACGCCAGGCUGCAAGUUUUCGGUAAACGUAAUCGAGAGUCACUAG